Molecule: messenger RNA, 6136 nt
Organism: Ooceraea biroi (clonal raider ant)
Lineage: Eukaryota; Metazoa; Arthropoda; Insecta; Hymenoptera; Formicidae
Product: MDS1 and EVI1 complex locus protein
Biological process (GO): regulation of gene expression
Cellular component (GO): nucleus
Molecular function (GO): protein binding
Source: RefSeq, a predicted model, not a curated record
UUUGAAACAUAUGUUUUAUUGCACUGCAUGUUAAAAUUUAAUCUCUUUGGAUAAAACACACAACUUUGGAUAAGACACGUUUCUCGAUUGCAUAUAAAUUUAUUAUUCACAUAUAAAUUUAUUAUUCACAUUUGUUAUUUCCUUAAAAUCGUCACACAUAGUUCUUCAGGGCGUCCAUUAAAAUCGAUUCUCGAGUUUUCGGGAAAAAAAGAAAGGAUCCUAUGCUCGACUUUGACAUUCAGCUACCGCGAAAUCUCCUUCGUUAUCAGCGUCACGUUACGCUACCCCCUCCCCUGUUAUCCCCCUCCCCUCCUAGCGUUCUCUCAGACAGUCGCAUUACACUCCACCGCCAAAGCACCGCGUCCCUCUCACUCGCUCUCCCGAGGGAUGCUGUAGUCGCCUUGGUGGGGACCCCAAUGCGAUAGGGGUGGCUCCGCCCGUGAACCAACCAGAAAUCCCGCUGGAAGCGACCCGCCACACCCCGUGAAUCGUCCCAGGGAUCCCGAGAGAACCCUCGUCGUGCCAUCCUCUUCUCAACAGAUUUUGGAUCCUCUAGUCCGCCAAGGGCCAGCUGACACGGAGCAGCGCUCUUCCCGUUGUCCGCUUCUUCCUUCAGUCGCCCGUCUGGAAAGGUUCGUGUUAAUGCGAGCUACCCCCCGCGUCUACCUGACCCCUUGAAAGGGUCGGUGGUUCGAGUUGGAGCGGCGUUCUCGACUGAUCGAUCGGACGAUCAUGAAGACGUUCGGUCGAGCAAGUUCCGGUCCACCGACGUCGUCGUCCAUCGUUCUCGUGAUGUUGACGUGAUCUCGUACGAGGAGACUCUUGUGAUGCCGGUGUGUCGGGAGUGAUCCGAAUCCUCGUCCGGUUCAGAAUCGUUUUGAGGGAUCCGAGAUUCUGGAUUUGAGGCAGGUCAACGAUGAACGGUCUCGAUCUGUCCCGGUCCGUCGUGGAUUGCAAGAUGAACAACGGAAGCAGUGACGAAGGCGAGUCGACAUCAGGGGUGACAGGCGGGGGUGGCAGCGGCGAGAACGCGGAAAUGGAGGAAAACGGAUCGACUCGCACGAGCAGCAACAGCAGCAGCAACCUACCUGUUUACAGGGAUCUGAAACCACUGCAGGCCGGAGGCGCACAUGAAAUCCCGCAGGAUUAUAAUCCGCAAUCGAGGACCGCGUAUCAGCAACACGGAUACUCGCCAGGGAUGGAUCGACAGCGGAACUACGAGAAGGAGCAUCAACCGUCGCCGUCUUCCAGGGAGGAAGACAGAAAGUUGUCCUGGGACUACAGCGAGAAGACCACGCGGAAGGAAUACUCAAGGUCACGGGAUUACGGCAACGAAUACCAGGAUACGAUAAAGCAGGAGCCUAAGGAUCAAUCGAGUCGCGAAUGGGUGUCACCUGUGCCGGAGGUCGAGGUCGGCGGUUCGGCAGCCGGAGGUCCGUACGUUCGCGCACGCAAAGACAUCCCUCGUGGCGCGAGAUUCGGCCCGUUUCUCGGCAAAUGGGCGAGCGAACCUUUCAACCCCCGUUACGCGUGGGAGGUUCGCGUAGCGGGCAGUGGAGUGAGAGGGUGGUUGGACGCGUCCCACGAGACAAAUAACUGGCUGAAAUACAUUCGAAGUACUACUAGCCCGCACGCGGUAAACAUGCGACAUGUACUCAUUGGUGGUCAGAUGGUGUACGAAGCUAUCCGCGACAUCGUAACGGGUGAAGAGCUUCUUCUGGGUCUUCGGGAGCCGUUGCAACUGCAGGACAUGUUGGGUGAAAAUACGACCGAGGACAGAAGUGAUCGAGAGACUGCUUCGCAGCACAGCGGUACCGUCGAUGAGGACAAGGAAGACGAAGAGGAAGGAGAAACGAGAUGCACCGUCUGCGACAAGCCGUUUCAGGAUAUUGAACUGUUGGACAGCCACUUGGUGACCUGUCACAGAUACCCAGCGGAGCAACACCGCUGCGAGAGCUGUCCCCGUGCCUACGCUUGGCGGCCCCUUCUGGUGCGACAUCGCGCAAUCGUUCACGGCGACCUGCGAAACUAUCCGUGCGAGAACUGUCCGAAGUCGAACAUCCGGCAGGUCUUCACGGACCCGUCAAACCUUCAACGUCAUAUCAGAACGCAUCACGUGGGCGCCAGGAGCCACGCUUGCACCGAGUGCGGCAAAACCUUCGCCACCAGUUCCGGUCUGAAGCAACAUACCCACAUCCACAGCAGCGUAAAGCCGUUCCAGUGCGAAGUCUGUUUUAAGGCAUACACGCAGUUCUCCAACUUAUGCCGGCACAAGCGCAUGCACGCCGACUGUCGCAUGCAGAUCAAAUGCAUUAAAUGCGGACAAUCAUUUAGCACAGUAACGUCAUUAUCGAAACACAAGCGAUUUUGCGACUCGACCACUCCGACCGGUCCGCCAGGAACCAUGCCUCAGUUACCGACGCCAGCGACAAACCCCUUUCUGGUGUAUCCACGGCCUCCUGUCAGUCUACCGGGCGGUUUACCUUUCUACCCGUCCAGUCUGAUGGGUCCCUAUCCGGGGAUCUUCCCGAACGCGCCGAAUUUCUUGAAUACGCCUCUACUUUUUCCUCCAAAAAUCGAGGAAGCCGAGAAGAGUGAUAGUCCCAAGAAGGAACGUUUCACCCCUCCAAGAGUGCUUCCGCAACACAACAAAGUCUCUCCUUCCACAGCGGAGGAGGCUACGUCCACUUUCAGGCCGUCUCCGGCCAGACCUCCGGUGCAACCGACUCCGGAAAGUGACGAUGAUCACUCGAAGCGACGAGAGGCGAUCAGAAGCAGCGAGCGGAAGAUGGAAGCCGAGAGCAGCUCAAACGCCUCGAAGCAGGAGACGGCUGAGCAACCGUUAGAUUUGAGGGUGCAAACUAGGAAGCAGGACGCCAAAGCCGUGAGCAGGAAGAGUCGCACCCCAUCGCCUGUGUCGAUCUCGAUGGAAGAGACUCCCGCGCCCCCCGACCUUCCGAAACCUGAAGAGGAGGUUGCUCCGCCGCCGAUGGAGCUCGAGUCCAAGGAUGUCCCGAGCAGUCCGCAGCUGCGAUCCAGCUUGCCAGCCGAGAGACCGGCCACCAACACACCUCCGCACAUGGCUUAUCCCCGGCCGAUACAUCCGAUAUUCCUCGAGACAAUGUAUCGCGGUCCAGCAACCUUUCCAGGGUUUCCUGGCGCACCGCCACCUCCCGGCGCCACCCCGGAAUCCAGACUGAUACCGCCGCUCCCACCGUUCGGUCCACCGCGCGGACUUCCUUUUUUAGGUUCGCUUAUGAAUGGGCUCAGUGGCGCUAGGCCGGGAGGAGGGUUCGAUCUUCUUGGUCGGCCGCCGCUGAGCGCGUUCCCUGGUGUGAAGCCGUUCCAGGAGGCCGUGAUGGCGCCCCAUCAUCACCAUCAUCACCAUCAUCAUCAUGUCCACGGCAAGAUGAAGGACCGAUAUUCCUGUAAAUUCUGCGGCAAGGUGUUCCCCCGCUCGGCCAAUCUGACGAGACACCUGAGAACACACACCGGCGAGCAGCCGUACAAGUGUAAGUACUGCGAGAGGUCUUUCAGUAUCUCGAGCAACCUGCAGAGACACGUGAGGAAUAUUCACGAUAAGCAGCGGCCGUUCAAGUGUCCGCUCUGCGAAAGGUGCUUCGGCCAGCAGACCAAUCUGGAUCGACAUCUGAAGAAACACGAGGCCGAUGACGGCAGCGGGGUGGUCUCGGUCGCCGACUCGCCCGGCAGCAGCAACGAGAACGAGCGAGAAGACAGCUACUUCGAAGAGAUCAGAUCCUUCAUGGGCAAGGUCGGCUACGGCGGUGAAAGCGGCUACGGACUGCCCCAUCACCCGGCCUACAUUCCCAAUCGCCUGCACGAGAUGAACGAGACCAAGAUGGAGGUUGAAUACGACGAGGACGAGGACAGCGAGGAGGGCGCGUCUCCUCUGGAAGAGGCAGACGGACUGUCGCCGAUGGAGGCGAAAGAAUCGCCGUCGCCGUCUCAGUACGACCUGAAGCUGAGGGAAAAGCAGGAACUGCUCAAUAACAAUACCGCGGAGCCGGUGAUCGAGAUCUCGACAUAGCCCAGAGGUCGGUCUGGCUGAUCCGCGAUCGCGUCGAGCUACAAGAGAAAGAGAAGGACUUGUCUUCACUAACGUACAAAAUUGUCGGGGGCACGAUCGUCUCUCAGGACUCUCAAUCUCGACGAGGUUACCUUGGGGAUGACGCCAACGCGGGAUUGCUCAGCUCAGAACGAUUCGUACGCUACACUUCGAUCUUGCAGAAUAUCAACCCUUCGCUUCUGCAGGGCGAUUCUCGAGUAUAAUCUACACAGUGGGUUGUUCUACACAAUGAUCGCAUGAUGGUACCAUAAACCCACGGAAGACAGUCUGUAGUAAUAAUUACCCGUCGAAAUGUUCGUUCCGGAUGUUUUCGAGAACGAUAGUCGGAAAGGUUUCCCUGAGGCUUAUACUUGUAAAAUAGGUGCUCUGUGAAAACUGCAAGUGACUCGGCGAGCGUAGCGAAGUCCCCGAAGAUGUCAGACCCCUGUUACGGAAUCCUUUUUUACACUCUCCACGUUUGUUUGCACUAAGGAAGCGUCUUGUAAAGGAGAACGAUUGGACCAGUUAGUUCCACUUUCACGUUAUGCAUAACGGAAGCUCUUCUAUAAUCUAGUUCUAUAGUUUCUAUACAGACUCGUUAUGAAUGUACACGCGUACGUAAUUAAAUAUCAUCUCCCCUGUCCCGCCAUUCCGCUCCUUUUUGCUCUUAGCAUCGAUAUAGGAAAUGCGGUACUCUGUAAUAUUAUUUAUUGCUACUCUAUUAACGAGGCGUUAAUUUAUCGUUAUUAUCACAUCGUCGUUCAGCAAACGUGCGUCCCAGCAAACUGAACGAAAUUUUGUAAACUGUUAAACGGCUCGCGCGGAUGUAUCCAUCUCGAUCGAUGAUCCAAUCACUGACGUUCGUAGAUCUUAGAUAUAUCUACGUGUGCGCUAUUCUCGACUGGUUUGUUCGUUCGAGCGACAGUGUCGGUUGCACCACACCCGAAAAGCGGAGCGCUCUUCGAAAGUCAGAAGUUAAAUUGUUGUAAAAUUCCUACUGUAGGAUGAUUGUAAUUGCUACAGUCAACUCGAAUCGUGAACAUGUCCGAGAUAUCGUUAGAUUUUGUUAGAACGUAGUUGAAUAAAAAUGGUUAUACUGCAGAAUAUUGCGAAGGAAUCGCGCGACAGUAAGAAAACGAUCCAUUCGCUGGAUUUCGAGAUUUAGAGAAUUAGUACGCAUGAAAUAGGAGAAAAGUUUUUGCAUCGCGUUCGUCUAUCAAAUCUGAUACACGCUAAUGCGCGAAGUUAAAGGGACAAAGAAAAGGAAGAAAUUAACGGAGACGCGCGUAAAUUGCCCGUUACGCGAGCGUAACUGAAUGUGUAUAAUUAAACAAUUAGAGAGCAACGCAAAAUCUUACGAAAAACUGUACAAAUUUCCAUUAGGUGAUAUAUAAUAUUUGUAAAGAAAUACGAAAGAGGAAAAAAGUUUCUGCGAUUUUUAUUAAUAUAUAUAUAUAUAUAUAUAUAAAUAUAUAUAUAAAUAUAAAUAUAUAAAUACGAGAUUCUAUAAGGGUUUCUCUCGUAGUAGGCAGAACGAAAAGUCAUGUAAGCGGACAACGAAACGUUCCUCGCGUUUCCGUUACUCGAUAAGAAUAUUAAGAUAUGUGUCUCUCGACGUGUCAUCGACGUGUCGUAGAAACGAAUAAUGAUGCGAAAUAAGCACAGCAUACGCGUAUACAUGUGUACCAAGUACGCUCGCAAUUAAAUAAAAAUAAAAUCGAAAGAAAGAAUAUAUCGUUCGUUUCAUGAUCACCGAGUCGAGGCUUCAAUUGUUUUUUCACGUCAAGAUUUUAUGAAUACACAUUCAAUAUAUCUCUCUAUCCUCUUUUUCUCUCGCUCUGUCUUUCUCUCUCUCUCUCUCAUACACUUUCUCUCUCUCUCCCCCCCCCCUCUCUCUCCUCUACUUCUCUUUUUCAUUAUAGACGAUAAUUAAACGAAAUGAAUAAGCGUAAAUAUAUUGAACGAAUUACAUAAGGAAAACUAUAUUAUGACGCUGUCUAUCUAUACAUAUUGUAUAAAAGCAUUCUGUAUAACUUCAUUAUAAUUACUAUUAAAAUAUUACACUUCAAG